Molecule: messenger RNA, 12551 nt
Organism: Hyla sarda
Lineage: Eukaryota; Metazoa; Chordata; Amphibia; Anura; Hylidae
Gene: BOD1L1
Product: biorientation of chromosomes in cell division 1 like 1
Exons: 28
Coding region: 81-9632 (3183 amino acids)
Source: RefSeq, a predicted model, not a curated record
GUCAGGGGUCGUGGGCAGCGGUUGCGUUUGUUUUGGGUGAUGAGUGGAGAGGCGGCCGCUGCACAACACUGGACACUGUCAUGGCCAACCUGCCGCCCGGGGAUCCCAAGUUGGUGUCGCUGAUCGUCAACCACCUGAAGAGCCAGGGGCUGUUCGAUCAGUUUCGCAGAGACUGCCUGGCUGAUGUGGACACCAAGCCUGCAUACCAAAAUCUGAGGCAACGGGUUGAUAAUUUUGUGUCUAACCACUUGGCAAACCACACAUGGAGUCCUCAUCUGAACAAGAACCAGCUGAGGAAUAACAUCCGGCAGCAGGUGCUCAAGUCUGGAAUGCUUGAGUCUGGUAUUGACCGUAUUAUAUCGCAGGUUGUGGACCCAAAGAUAAAUCACACUUUUAGACCUCAAGUGGAAAAAGUUGUUCAAGAUUUUCUGGCCACUCUAAACAACAAAGAAGAUACAAAUGCAAAUCAUGAACAGGCAGAAGAAAAGUCUGAGUCCUCGCUGUCUGUUACCGGUUCUGCAUCUCUGGUUGGGCCCAGCACCAGUGUUGCUAAUGAUGCAAUGUCCAUUUUGGAGACCAUAAGUUCCUUGAAUCAAGAAGCUACGGCCGCCUGGGCCUUGUCAGAGAAUUCGAACCAAAAAAGUACCGACAAGGUUUCCCGGAAGCCUCCUCCUCCACAGAGCAUUGAUGUUCCCAUAGAAGAGUCUCUGGAGAUUGACAAGCCCACUCCUGAAGUCCCCACUGAAAGUGCAGAACCACCCGCCAAGGCAGAAGAGAUAAAUGAUAUAAUUUCACCUCCAGCUGAGGACAUUAAAAAUUCAGUCAAUGAAGCUAUUAGCUCCACACAAAGCAAAGACACUGCGAAUGACAUUGACGAACAGAGACCCAAAUCUGUGGAGAGAGCGGAGAAGAAAAUCGAGGUCACUGAGAAAUCAGACCGGAAGGAGGAGAAAAAAGAAAUUAGGACAGAGAAAAGAAACGAACACGUGAAGAGGAGCGAUGACGCCACCAAACAGAAGGAAGAGAAGCCCGGGAAGGAGAAGGAAGGGGACGCUGAACCUGCUAAACACAGUAACGCUGAGAAAAGUAGCAGCAAGCUAAAGGCUGCCGACUCUGUGAAGGAAGAAUGUGCCUUACCUGAUUCUGAUGUGGAUGCUUUUUCGGAUGUUACAGUCAGCUCUGUUCACACCAGUGACUUAUCCUCCUUCGAAGAAGACAGUGAUGAGGAAGAUGCUGUGUCUGAGAGUACAGAAGAAGGGGAAAUUACUUCUGAUGACGAAGAAAACAAAGUAGACCAAGAGAGUAAAGCAAAGUCAUCUGGUGAACAGCAUGAAACAAAGACAAAAGGCACACGGCAUGCCUAUGUUCAUAAGCCGUUCCUGUACUCUAAAUACUACAGCGACUCGGAUGAUGAACUAACCGUAGAACAACGCCGGCAAUCUGUGGCCAAGGAGAAGGAAGAACGGCUACUUCGGAGACGAUUGAAGAGGGAGAGACUGGAAGAGAAGCGCAAACAGAAGGCUUUAGAGAAAAGCAAGGCCUUGAAAAUGAAGAAUCAUGGAGGAACAAGUGCUACUGACAAAUCUUCCAAAGGUCUGAAGCCAAAAUCCAACAGCAUGAAAGAAGUGCUCAAAGAACAGAUGUUUCUAGAAAAAAAAGUUGCACUGAGCAGAAAAAAGAAGACUGAACUUGGAAUUGAUCCUGCUAGCAGUCUAAAGAUAAAAAGUGACCUCCAUGAUGAAGAUUCAAGGGAUACCCAAAAGUCUAAUGAGUCACUGGACAGAUCUUCCUCAUCCACAAGAGACUUAAAGUCUAAUACUGCAAGGAGUGAUCCUAACAAAGCAUCAAGGAAAGAGUCCACAGAGCAUAGUAAAAAUGAUUCCAGAGGAGAAAAAGAGUUAAAGAAAAAAACAUCUUUAGAAAAAACGCAAGACAGUGAAGUGCAAGAUACUCGUAAACAUGUAGAGAGAUUAGACUCUACAUCUGAGGAUUAUUCAAAGUCUAAAAAUGUAAGCAGAUCUGAAAAAAAUGUAAAAAGGGACAGUAAUGAAGGAGAUUCACAGAAUGCCAAGAGCAUGCCAAGGAAGGAAGUUAAGUCUCAUAAAAGUGAGCGUGAAAGGACUUACUCAGAGGAGCGUUCCUCCUCCAAGCACAGACACAAACCAGACAGUGUACAUAGACAAGCAAAUGAUGAGUUGGAGUCUCAAAAAGCUAAGAGGAUCUCAAAAGAUGAACAAUUGAGUAAACACAGUCUAAGUAAAUCUGGCUCUGAAGAACGAGCUGAUAGAAAAAAUAAGCAGAAAAGUGAUGGGAAGUCAUCAUCUUCUUCUUCCAGCAAAGAUGAGAGAUCAUCUGAUCACACAGGCAAAAUAGAUGGCAGUAAAAGAGAACGACACCAGUCCACUGACAAGGCCAGACCUGAGAACCGGAAUAAGCGAUCAGCCAGCGAUUCCAGACAACACAGGGAGCUUAAAAGGUCCCACAGUUCAUCUGAGAAAAAAAACAAACCUGAUGAUAAAAACGAAGUUGACUCCGCUAAUUCUGAUAACUCAAGGCCGGAAGAGAGCGUGAAAGACAGAAAGAGAACACAUAGCUCUUCAGAAGAGAAGACUCAUGCCAAAGCAAAGUUUAAAAGCAGUAGUAAAUCUCCGAAACAGAAUGACCAAGAAGAGACAAACCAAAAGAACGAAAAAGAGAAGACUGUGGUGGAAGGGUCAACAGAGAAAUAUCGAAAAUCUAAACCUGAAGAUAAAGAAGAUGAUCAAAGGGAAAAUGCUGUUUCUCAGAGUUCUAGCACUGUAGUUAAAGAUGUAAGUCAGAAGUCUAAACAUACAAGUGACAAAUCAAAGGAAAGAGCUCGGCUGGACAGCAAGGAUCGGGACUCUCUUAAGUUGGAUAAGAAAUAUUCUGGUGAACCCUCUAAAUCAAAGCAUAGUCAUAAGGAUGAGAGGCGAAAGAGUGAAAGUGGAAAAAUGGAGGAAAGAUCCUCGAAGUAUCCAGAGGAAAAGAGAGUCCAAGACCGUUCCAGCAGCUCAGAUAGAAAGUCAAGUAAGAAAUCUGAACAUAAAAGUGGAAGUUCUAAAGGUGGCACUAAUAAGGGGGUAAAAUUAGAAAACGAAAGUGACACAAAUAUUAACAUUUCCAGUGAGUCAAAAGAUGUUGAACGACCUAGAGAGAACAAAAAGCUUGGAAAAAUACACGUGGAAAGCACUGAAAAGACAAAUCCUGAAACUGCAGAAUCUAUAACAAAUCUUGGUACUACAAGCCCUCAUUCUAUUGCUGAAGCUACUACCUCAAAGAAAUCUAUUUUACUUAAAUCCAAGACAAAACAUGUAAGCAGUGAUUCAAAGGAUAGCAGUGGUGCCUUUAAAAAUACUGCAACUCCUUUACAAGUGACAGCUACCAAGGUUAGUAAGGAAACUGAUGCAUCAACAGCAACAUCUGUAGACAGUCAACGUAAUAAAAUGAAUUUGCCCAGUGGACCAAACUCCACUGCUACGGAGAAUGAUUCGGUAAUCCCUCCCAAGACCUCAAAGAAUCCGGAUAAUGAAAUUGGUGGUAGAGCUCCUCUGCAACCCAGAGAGAUUGAAUAUUCUGCUCAGGGACCGAGGGAAUCUUCUUCAGAAACCAAUAACAUGGACAACUCCAGUUUGUCUCCUGAUGAAGUAUACUCUGAAGUGACAGAUUCCAAUGAUGGUGAAAUUUCCACUAGUGACCUUGCUGAAGAGGAUGGAAAAAGCACUAAAGAGGCAAUGAAAAAGGAAAGUGCCAUCAUUCUAGUUGAGACUGAUUCUGUGGAACGUGAUAACCAAGUCACUGGAAAUAAUGUAGAAGGGGAAGCUUCUACUAUGGAUAUUGAUACAUCAGAGAGUGAAAACUUUGAGAGAUACAAUGCAUCUAAAGAUGGCUCUACGGUUGUCCUAAGAGAUGCUAGUUCUGUAAAUGUGACUUGUACAGAAAGAAAUGUUGAAAGUAGUAAGAUGGAUGCUAGUCAGGGACAGGCCGGUAGCAGUAUUGCUGUGCAUUCUGGGUUUGAUAAUCGGAGUGUGAAAGAAACUGAAUGUGAAGAUGCUGCUGCUUCUUCCAGCUCCGUUGUAGAAACUACCAAUGAAUUGAGGCUCCUUGGAGAAGACACUGCCACUUCUUCCAAUCCCAAUUUGGAUAUUGCCACCGAUAAAAGCUGCAUUGAAAUGGACUCUGUAAACCUUGAUAAUAGCAGGGGUUAUAAUUCUUCGGCUUCUGCAGAUGGCAACUUUGUAGAAGAUGACGGAGAUUUUACAAUGUUGUCAGAAAAUAGCUUUGAGGAUGCCACCACUACUUCAAGCACUGAUAGAACUUUGUUUCAUGACAACACAGAAAGUUCAGAAACCUGUUCACAAAGCACCAGUGAUAAUCUUCCAGAACAAGCAAGUAUCAUUACCUUUAAUCCUGCAACAUCAAGUGCAAACAGAGAAUCUAGAGAAAACAAUCAGGAGAAUGCAGCCUCUUCGUCUAACCAUAACGAAGGCUCUCUUGCCUUAAGGGAGUGCCACAAUGAUACCCACACAGCAACAUCUUCUGAUACCACCUCUGAAAUUGAACGUACCAAUAAUGCUGUAAUCCAUAUAGCAACAUCUUCAGAAAGUUACUGCAUGCCUGCCAUUUCUGAAAACAUAACUACGCAAGCAGCAACCUCAUCAGUGGCUGUAGCAGACAUUGAUGGAGGUCUUGGGUUGUCAGAAAGGCACACAGCCACCUCUUCAAGUAGUGUGAUCAAUAGGAGUAGAGGGAUGAACUUUGAAGUGUCUCUAGUCUCAUCAGAAAUAGAUGGUGAACAUGUAGCAGCAUCAUCCAGUAAUUUAAUGGAUAGCAGUAUGACUGAUGACUCUUUAGAAAGAGAGAACGACAAUGCAGCAAGUUCUUCCAGUAGUGUACCUAGUACCUGCAGAAGUAACCAUACGUUUGGUAAUGCAGAGGAAAGUAAAAAUACUCGUGCCACCUCAAGCACAGAGCAAGAUGGCAUGAAUGAUACAUGUACAAACUUUAUUUCUUCUGGAACUCCCAAAGAAUAUCCAGGAAACUCAUCAGAUCUUGCCAUGGACAGUAGUACUGAAGUAUCCAUCAGCAGAGACCUGUACUCUGGAAGUACCUCGAGCUGUUCUAGUAGUGGAGAGGGUCAAAGCAACAAGUAUAAUAAACACAGUAAGGAUAAGGACAAUACUGCAUCUUCAAGCAGCGGAGAUCCUUUGGUUCUUACUCGAACUUCUACUGAAGAGGCAGCAUCCUCUUCAAGUUCUUUCAGGCAGAGUAGUACAAAUGACUCGGCUGCAUUGACCUCGGAAAACACAGAAGCUACAACAUCUUCUAGCAUUGCAAUGAGCAUCAUUGCUGAUCGGUUUGACAGAUCAUCUCCUGGUAAUAGUACUGACACUACAGCAACUUCAUCGAGUAACUCAACUAGCAUUAGUGUCAGUUUACAUCUGUAUCCCAAUACGCAACCAACAGCAUCUUCAAGUGUCUUAAUGGACAGCAGUGCAGAAGAGGAUUUAAGCAUGAGAUGUACUAUGGACAUAGACAGAGGUACUGGCACACCAACGUCUUCUGAUGCUUUGGACACAUUAUAUGCAGAGGACACUGUAAGAACAGAUGAAGUACCUGCAUCAUCAAGCACAAUGGCUGCAGAUAGGACUGAAGAGAAUGUGGAAAGUGCUUUUGCAAAUAAGGCAAAUGAACAGACUGCUACAUCCAGCGACAUGAUGGACAGCAGCAUAGAAGAUGACAAAACUUGUGCUGUUAUUUCCAACAAAGCUUCUUCCACUGCAUCUGCAACUAUUAACAAUGACUCAAGUGCAAAUAAAGACCAUGAUGUUAAUAGUGAAGCUACUGCUGCGAGUUCAAGCAACACUAUGGAAUCAUCUUUUGAUAAUGACAAUAAUGCCACGUCAUCAGAUUACAUCAUGGGAAGUAGCUUAGAAGAAACACAGGCUGUGGGUCCAUGCAAAAAUCAUGAAGCAGCCAGCUCUUCAAGCUUUAUUGAUGGUAUAGGCCAAGAAAUCCAAAUGGAGGCAGCCAUCGAUAGACCUAUUGUCGAUGAUGCAACAACGUCUUCCAGCACUGAGAGAGAGAAUGAUGAUACUGAAAGAGAGGGAACUGUUGGGAAUGAGACAAAUAGUGGUGCUUUAGAAAUAUCAGUAGAAUCAAGCUUUGCAGAUAACCACAGCAACAGGGCAAUAUCUGGUACCUCCGAAGAAGUUGCAGUUCAUCUGUCAGCAGAAGCGAACAACGAUUCAGGAUGCAUUGAGGCAAACUUGGAAAAUGGGGAUAAUGAUGUAAGCUAUGAAAAGGAGGAUGCUGUAAGCAGUGCAAGCUCUGAGGAGCAAAAACAUGUUUGCAGUGUAUCAAGAGAAGUGAGAGAUCGAGAAACUGAUGGUGUGGUAACUAGUGCCAGCACUGGAGCAAGAGUGUCACCUGAGAGCAGGGACAGUUCUGAAGCUUAUGGUCACGUAAGUUAUGCAGAGAAAGUUGAUACAGGAAAUGUAGCUUACUGUCCUGUAGAAGUGGCAGUUUCUCAUACAAAUGAUAUUGAUAUAAAUGAAAAUCAGGAAUCUGAGGCAUCUGCUGAAAACAUGGACCCUGAAGAUCCUGAGAGAAAUGCUUCUGCUGAGAAUGAACAGUUUGAGGAGAUUGUUGAUAUAGUAACAGAGCAUGAAGCUUCUAGACCUGUGUUGGAAGAAGGUGAAGGUGCUGUCACCAGUACAGGCAUUUCUGAAGAAAAUUAUGGUGUAAAGCAAGAUAACAAUGCAUGCUGUGCCCGAGAAAGCACUGAAAGUAGCAAUAUCAUGAGUAGGCCUGCAAGUAUAGAUUCCAGAGUUACCACGGAAGAUGAUGAAAGUGCCAUCACAAGUACUGGAGCGAAAGAAGAUGAAGAGGAGGGAGAAGGGUUUGUCACAAGUACUGGGACUGCAAGUGAAGAUUCUUCAUUUUCAAUCAAUGUAGAUCAAAAUUCCAGUAAUUUAAUACAUGCUGCAGAAGUCCCAAGCAAUAUCUUGAACAGUGGGGUUGAAGAGGCCUUGUCACAGGUUGAAGAGACUGUGGAACCAGUUGUGGAAGGGGUAGUGGCUGAGGCACAGGUUAAAAAGGCAAUGGUAGAGCCACUAUUUGUGGAAGUAGCAAUGGGAGAGGAAGUGGCACAAGUUGAGGCAGAAGCGCAAGUUGUAGAAAAGGCCAUGCCAGAGGUACAAGUUGUGGAAGAGAGAGUGGCAGAAGCACAUGCUGUGGAAGAUGCAGCGGGAGAAACUGCGGAUGAGGAAGAGACACAGGUUGAGGAAGAGCUAAUAACAAAAACACAUAUUAAGGAAGAGGCCAUGCCAGAGGUACAGAUUGUGGAAGAGACAAUGGCAGAAGCAGAUGCUAUGGAAGAUACAGCAGGAGAAACAGAGGUUGUAGAUGGGGCACAGGUCGAGGAAGAGUUGGUAGAAAAAACACAAAUUAAGGUAGAGGUCAUGCCAGAGGCACAGGUUGUGGACGAGGCAGUGACAAAGGCAUGUGCUUUAGAAGAGGCAGUGGCACAGGUUGAGGAAGAGUCGGUGGCAAAAGCCCAGGUUGAAAGAGUGUCUGUAGUAGAAGCACAAAUUGAUGAAGAGGCUAUGCCAGAGGCUAAAGUUGCGGAGGAGGCAGUGGCAGAAGCACCUGCUGUGGAAGAGGCAGUGGCACAGGCACGGGUUGAGGAAGGGUCAGUGGCAGAGGCACGGGUUGAGGAAGGGUCAGUGGCAGAGGCACGGGUUGAGGAUGAAAAAGUUGAUAAAGUACUUGACCAUGUUACAAGUGUCAGUGUUGCAUCAACAAUGCCAUUAAAUAGAACUUCAGUGAAGAGUGGUAAUCUUUCUGAUGUAUGUGCACCUGGGUCCUUAACACUUGGUGCUGCAGGGAUUUCCGGGGAGAAACUUGAUGAUUUAAAAGAGGAAUACAAAUGCACCGGUGACCUGGACACUAGAGCGUUAGUUGAGUCUCAAGAUUCUCUAAUAGAAAGCAGUAGUGCGGCAAGCAACACCUUUUUGGAUGAGACAUUGUAUUCUGAUGAUGUACCAAACAAAGCUUUAUUAGAAGAGAAAUCAGAAGCCCAUGAAAUGCACGUUCCUUCUACGGACAGCAGUGAAGCCGCUCUAAAAACCAUGGCAGUACAGGAAUUGGACACAGGGAAAGCCUCAAAUUCCAAUGAAGUUCCCCCAGAACUCAACAAGGGUAGUAUUUCUCAGUCCAGCAACAAACUUGAAGAGUCUAAAGAAACUUUUAUCGCAAAUCACCAAAUUGAAAAGAAAACAGAAGGCCAAAACUCUACCUCAGCUGAUGCCUCUGAAAACCAAAAUGUAAUAGUUACUUCAGACUGUGUCAUGGAGCGUGUAUGUUCUGAGCAGAAUGCUGACUCUUGUGACCAGAAACCUGAUGUCUUAGAUGAUUCUCUUUCAAUAAAUAUGGACCGACCAAAAGAACCUAAAAGUAUUACAAAGCAAGAAGAUAUUGACCCAAUCAAAAAAAGCGAGGAUAAAUAUGUAAAGGAAGAGGAGAAAGUACAAGGAACGCAACCAGAUCCAAAAUCUGAUGUGGAAUCUGAGCCUAAACCUCAACCUGAAAAAAGAAAGAGGGGUAGACCCCCAAAGAGACGGACUCUCUUAGCUUUGGCCAUGCAAGCUGAGGCAGCAAAAAAGCAGGCUUCAGAAGAGCAGCGCCCUCUAGAUGAAAAAUCUACAUCUGAGAAAAAUGCCAAAGAGAAUCAAGAUGGCAAUAAGAAGAAUGAGUCUGAUGAGAAAAAAUCUGAUGAGAGCAGUUCAGACAGAAAUCCAGUGCUUGUGUCCAGGAGAGGAAGGAAAAAACGUUCCCUAAGUUCUUCUGAGACAGAUGGCAAUAAGAAGGAGUCUGAAGAGAAAAAAUCUGAUGAGAGCGGUUCAGACAGAAAUCCAGCGCUUGUGUCCAGGAGAGGAAGGAAAAAAGGUUCCCUAAGUUCUUCUGAGACAGAUGGCAAUAAGAAGGAGACCGAUGAGAAAAAAUCUGAUGAGAGCGGUUCAGACAGAAAUCCAGCGCAUGUGUCCAGAAGAGGAAGGAAAAAACGUUCCCGAAGUUCUUCUGAGACAGAUGGCAAUAAGAAGAAUGAGACCGAUGAGAAAAAAUCUGAUGAGAGCGAUUCAGACAGAAAUCCAGCGCAUGUGUCCAGGAGAGGAAGGAAAAAACGUUCCCGAAGUUCUUCUGAGACAGAACCAGAAAGAAAACGUAAGAAGUCUGAAUGUAUUGAGGACGAUCAAGGCGAGGAUGGUGAAGAGGAAGAUGAAGAGGAAGAUAGUGAAGAUGAGGAAGAAGAGAGUCAUCGAGGAGCCACAACCCGGGCAGCCUCUCGUCUAGAGGCACAGAGCAAACUGCCACACAAGCCAACAACUCGAGCAGCCUCCAAAUUAAAUAGUCCUGAGAAAUCUUCACCAGCAAGCAGACGGCGUAAAGUGGCAUCCCCAGAAUCAAAGACGGGCAAAGCCACAAAGAACCGGUCUCCCUUACCUCAAGCAAGUGGAACAAAGAGAAGGAGAGAAGCAAGUCCAUCGACACCGAGGUCUCGAGGUCAACACACGUCAGACGAAACCGCAGCGAAAAGGAUAAAACGCCAAUAACUGUACAAAGUUCAUGUUUUUGUAUUAUUGUAUUCUAAUUUAAUACUGUGUAAAAAGUCAAUUGUUGAAAAGGUGCUUAGAAAUGUAAAUGAAUAAUACAAGUUAAGCAUCAUCUUAUGGGGCGCACAGUUUUACCGAAUUUAUUUAGUUGUAUGUAGAGGCCUCAGAGAUAUUUGGAUUUACGGACUGUACAAAAGUCCUCGUUCAGUGUUCCUGCAACAUAUUGUAUAAAUCUGUAACAUAUGGGUUGGAAGGUUAUAAAUAGAUAAUUUCUCUUUCUUAAUUCUAUACUUUUGCCCGUCUGGCAAUAUUUCAUGGACCAUCACCAUACCUUUUUUAGUGUAAAAAAAUAUACAUAUUACAAACACCUGCUGUUACAUAGGCUUACUAAUGAUCCCUCUCGCGUAGAAACGCAGAAUUUUUUUUUUAAAUAACAUUGGUGGGGUUGUUAUGGAUUUAAAAAAGGCAAAAGGUGCUGAUCUGCGAUAUCGGACAAAACCCAUGGAGAAGAGUGGCGCUGCUUUAUGGGAGGGGGAAAAAAAACGCUGAAGCAUUUUUUUUUCUUUUUAUUCUGGUCAAUUUAAAGGGGUAUUUCAAAGAAAUGUUUUUCAAAUCAAUUGGUACCAGAAAGUUUAACAGAUUUAAAUGACUUCUAUACAGAAAUGUUAACCCUUCCAGUACUUAUCAGCUCUUUAUUCUCCAGACUCUCUAAUAUUGUGCAGUAUAUAAGAAAAACUCAAUUUUCUUAGUAACCACAUUGUAAAUAUACAGUGUUCAUUAAAAUAAUUUUUUUUUUUUUUAGUGGUUAGAUAUUUUUGAACACCUAAAGGAACCAAUACAACCAAAUCUUCUUGAAAGCUCAAACUUUGAGCGCUUCUUAUUAUUUUUCGUUUUCCUUGACUUUGUUAAUAUAAAUACCUGUACAGUCUGUUCUUUUAUCACUUGUUCUUUGUGAAUUUGUCACUACCGGAUGAGCUCAGUUUUUUUGCGGCUAUUACUCAGUUUCAGUAUUUUUUAUCUUUAAAAUCAGUGUUUCUCAACUGGGAUGCCUCCAACUCGUUGCAAAACUAAAACUCCCAGCUUGCCUUUGGCUGUCCGGGCAUGCUGGGAGUUGUAGUUUUGCAACAGCUGGAAGUACACUGGUUGGGAAAUGAUGCUUAAAGGGGUACUCCGCCCCUAGACAUCUUAUCCCCUAUCCAAAGGAUAGGGGAUAAGAUGUCAGAUCGCCGCGGUCAUUGCUAUCAUUGCUGCACAGAGCGAGUUCGCUCUGUGCUUAAUGAGGGGCGAUACAGGGGACGGAGCAGCGUGAUGUCAUGGCUCCGCCCCUCGUGACGUCACGGCCCGUCCCCCUUAAUGCAAGUCUAUGGCAGGGGGGCGUGACGACCGCCACGCCCCCUCCCAUAGACUUGUAUUGAGGGGGGAGGGCCGUGAUGUCACGAGGGGCGUAGUCGUGACGUAACUAUGCUCCGGCCCCUGUAUUGCCCAUCAUUACGUGCAGAGUGAACGCGCUCUGUGCAGUAAUGACAGCGGGGUGCCGCAGCAGUGAUCCCAGGGGUCCCCAGCAGCGGGACCCUGGCGAUCUGACAUCUUAUCCCCUAUCCUUUUGGAUAGGGGAUAAGAUUUCUAGGGGCGGAGUACCCCUUUAAGGGUUGGUUCACACACAGGAUCUGCUGCCAAUUUUGCUACCCAUUGACUUUAAUGGGUGGAAAAAUUAGCUGCAGAAAAUAUGCGGCAAAAUAGGCAUCUGGUCCUGUACGUGUGAACAUGCCCUUAGAGUCUAUCCAUGUGUACAGUAUCUGCGCAUAUUUGAUGCACUGGAUUUUCUGCUGCAGAUUUUCGGCUGCAGAGUUCAAUGUAAACUAAAUGACUGAAUACAGUUUCAAAUCCUGUGCCUCAAAUAUGCACAGGAUACUCUACAUGUGAAUACACCCUUGAGUAGGGUCACAUUAGGGUAGGGUAAAUUGUAUAUUUUGCUGUGAAUUACUGCAGCUGAUUUUGCUACCCAUCGACCUAGUGAAAUUAGCUGCAGUAAUUCACAGCAAAAAAAAGAGUAGAAAUAUACGCAGCUAAAUAUGGCGUGUGACCCUACCCUUUAUAAGGUAUUUUUGCAGUGUAAGAUUAAUGGCAUUUCCCGAAGGUUUACCAUCAAUGUGUGUGUCCAACUGCUGAGACUACUGUUCAUAAGUAUGAAGGAACUUGUUGGAGUAACAUGGUCCCUUCAGUGGUACCAGACAAAGCAUAUGGACCAGAGCUUUUCUGUCUGUAAAUCGUGGUGUCUAAGUGGUUCGAUCCUCUCCAUUAUGUCAACAUGAUAUCUUGGAAAAUCCCUUUAGGGGCAGGGUUACACGUAACUCAUCCGCAGUGUAUUUCAUCCUGUGGGAAAUCCGCUUCAGAUUCUGCUAUGAGCAGACAUACAUGACUGCCCUGCCAUAGCCUUGUGUGUGCAGUAAGGAUUGCAGGCUGGUCACAUGACUGUGACACGCCUGUCCGCCUCCAGUCUUUACUGCACACACAGGGCUGCAGGGGAUUAACCAUGUGUGUCUGCUCAUAGCAGAAUCCGCAGCGGAUUUCCCACAACAUGUCACCCCACCCUUAAUGAGUAAGUUGCCAAAUGUAGUGAUUAGCAUUGUUACAGCAUUUUUGUUGCCUUCUUCAUGUAUUAUUUAUAACUUUUCUGGUUGUUUUUUUUUUUUUUCCUCCAUUUUGUACAGUUGAUAUUUUCUGUGAAAAAUAAUUUCCUAAGGCUUUGUUUUAAGUGUUUUUUAUUUUAUUUUUUACAUAAAUUAUGGCUUGGUUCCAAACUGAUUUGCAAUGAAAUCAUUAUUUAAAGUUAUCAUAAAUUUGAGUGUUGAGUGAAAUGGUCACUUGCUUGAAGCAUCUAUCCAGCCAGAAAUUAUUUAUGUAUAGUACAUUUAAUGG